UUAUUAUUAUUAUUUUUAAAAUAUUAUGAUGACAUAAGAGCAGAGCACACAGCGGGCGUAUUGUCAUAAAGAGUAUUGUUGGCUAAAUGAUCUUCUCUGAGGCAGCCAAUACAAAGCUUCAGUGAUGUGGGAUGGAAAGCCCAGGAUGGGGCAUUUUAAUAGGUCUGUAUGACAACGCAGAGAUUUGUCUGUGCACUGUACCUCACUAACUGUAUUAGGCCUAUAUACUACAAGUCAAUGUUUUCCAAAGGUAAGCCAGCAUGCCCAUGGGUUAUCCACAGCCAGUGUGGGAUGAGGAUGGAGAAGGUGCUGUUUACUGGUUAUGCUCCCUCUGCUAUUGCCAGGUUCCAUGCCCAAAGCAAAAGCUGUGAUUUUUACCUUUGCACCUGUGAGCUGCGCAAGGACAGGGUUGAGUGAACCCAAGGCUCUGUACCAGAUAACUAUUAAUGAUGCCCUGACAGCACUGGAUGUGUUCAUGGGCUUUACCAUUGGCCUUCAUGGACUGUGUGUUCAGGUUACCUACUUCCCCCAAGCUGUCAAUGUGUCUAUAAGUCAAAAACAAAAUCCCCCCAAACUAGUAGAGAAUUGUAUUUUUGGUUUUGCAUAUAGGCCUAGGUGUAAAGAAAUGUUUAAAAGAAUAUGAAUAGUUCACUGAGUCCAGGCUGCUCAUUCUCUCCUGCUCACAAAUGUGUUAUGGUUCUCUCAAAAAGCAUCAGCCAGCAGUCUCUCCAGGGAUGUUCCUAUAUCCACCCAUUGUAUUUAUUUUCCAUACAUUUCUGAGCAAGUGCAUCCAUUGUAUAGAAAUAACAAUCUGCCAAACCCUGCUUAACACUGUUGUAAUACCUUUUGAACAGGAGCUGAUCUCAAUGGAAAGGAGGCUCAUUGUUGUCUGCUCUCCACAGUGAGCCUGGGUUGUUUGAAUGUCCUGAUCUGCUCUCCACAGUGAGCCUGGGUUGUUUGAAUGUUCUGAUCUGCUCUCCACAGUGAGCCUGGGUUGUUUGAAUGUUCUGAUCUGCUCUACACAGUGAGCCUGGGUUGUUUGAAUGUCCUGAUCUGCUCUCCACAGUGAGCCUGGGUUGUUUGAAUGUUCUGAUCUGCUCUCCACAGUGAGCCUGGGUUGUUUGAAUGUUCUGAUCUGCUCUACACAGUGAGCCUGGGUUGUUUGAAUGUCCUGAUCUGCUCUCCACAGUGAGCCUGGGUUGUUUGAAUGUUCUGAUCUGCUCUCCACAGUGAGCCUGGGUUGUUUGAAUGUUCUGAUCUGCUCUCCACAGUGAGCCUGGGUUGUUUGAAUGUUCUGAUCUGCUCUCCACAGUGAGCCUGGGUUGUUUGAAUGUUCUGAUCUGCUCUCCACAGUGAGCCUGGGUUGUUUGAAUGUUCUGAUCUGCUCUCCACAGUGAGCCUGGGUUGUUUGAAUGUUCUGAUCUGCUCUCCACAGUGAGCCUGGGUUGUUUGAAUGUUCUGAUCUGCUCUCCACAGUGAGCCUGGGUUGUUUGAAUGUUCUGAUCUGCUCUCCACAGUGAGCCUGGGUUGUUUGAAUGUUCUGAUCUGCUCUCCACAGUGAGCCUGGGUUGUUUGAAUGUUCUGCAGUUCAAACUCUUGUAUUCUUUUUGUGGAAAAGGGGAAAAAUAGACAAUCUGGGUCUCAUAUCGUGCUCUGAUUCCAAUUAUGCUAACUUGAAACAGGAUGGCUCUUAUUGGCUGAUCCGGGAGUAAAAAAUCGCAUAAAUGUAUGAGGUGCAUAGAUGAACCGUCAGUUUCUGUAGCUGUCUGUCUGUUUCAGACUGACUAGACUGCUUGCCCUGUCUCCUUGGCUCCAUCAUUCAGACAGGACCCAGCGUUCAUUUAGAGGAGCCCUUUGAGAUUCUGUAUGUGUGUGUGUGUUAUGGCAAGAUGAGAGAUGGCGACCGGUCAGCCAUCCCCAAUACCCAUAGCCCUGUUCUAUGGUGAAUGCCUACAUUCAAGUCUUCCUACUGUUUGAGCAGUGAAUAGUUUAGGUUAGACUGCAAGCUAUCAGUAAGGCAUUGAAGGUCAUUGAUGAAAAUUGCUUUAAAAGCGAGACCAAAAUAGUAAUUUCAUACCCAUUUUACUCUCCUCCCCAUACAGAACCUGUGGUUUUGCAUCUCUUUGUGACCGCAUCACUAAUGUUGAGUCUUAUCCAAUGUUACUGUUCUGUAGAACUGUAGACACAGGGUGUAUUUCAGGCUGUGAAAAGCCUGGGGGUGGCUGGCUGCUCUUUGAAAGGUUAUAGCUCUGUUAUUCAGAGUGAUGACUCUGUAAGGAGGCCACACACAGUCUAUAGACCUAAAAAAUGUUAAACAAAGUUCAAGUACCCUUAGCCUAAUUUGUUUUUCUGUAAAUCAACCUUACUGUAUGAAGUUUGUACUGUUCCUCCUGUGUCAGUGUUUGCUUUUUGGCCUGCCAGGGAUUUGACAGUGGGGUGGGUAGGGAAGGACAUAAGCAUACUAAUCCAACUAGAGAGUGAAAAGGGUGCUCACACCGCUCAGCCUAAACCUUUUUUCAUUAUCUAAUUAUUAACUGCGGAUUCUGAGAACUGCAAAGAUGAGCUGAGAGGGUUGGGGGGGUGAAUGCGAAGCGAGUGUCUUUUUGUCUGUGUGUUUUUGUGUUUAUUGAAAGGAAGGGUCUCAGGGCAGUGUUACUCUGCUCCAGUCAAGGCCCUGGAGGCUGCUCAGAGAGGAGCGGAGAGACUGGAAGGUCAGGCAGAGCACAGCCUCAUCUAUGUGCUGUAAAGCUACUAUCUGCCAGAAGGAUGGCCUUUCUCACUUUCAGCCUGAACAAAACGAUUCAGUAAAUGGAAGGCACACUUUCUAGAUGAGAUAGCAGGUUGAUGUCGUAUCAAUUGCUCUCUCAAGGGUAUCCUACUCUUUUUGAAGGAUAGACUGCAUGUCCCUGGGGUUGCCAUUUGUAUCCAGUAAGAAUUUAAGAGGAUCAUGUCAUACCUCUGUCCAUUUAAACUAUAACAGCCAUCAUCAUCUAGCUCCGCCAUCACUGCCCUUCUCCCUUCCAAAUGACCUCGUUAUCUUCCCACACACAAUCCCGUUCCUCAAGAGCCCAGGGAAAAGACAAUAGUUUGUACAAUUAGACAUUUUAUUUUCCUAUGUCAUUCCCUCAGGCCCCCUACAAAUUUUGCCCUCAGUCCAUCAUUGUUGGAGCGGACAUUUUGUCUGCCAAAACAUCCUUAUCAGGGAAACCUUGGGAGACAAAAGAUGGAGUGCAGAGCCAGAGGUCCUUAUCUCUGUGGCAGACCCUCAGCGGACCGCAUCACGCCUGAUAACGCCUCUUAUCAGAGCCACUGAUGUCACCCCAAAGUGGCAAGGAUUUACCGUCCUUGCCACUCUCUUUCUCUCAUUAUCCAUCGCCGUGGAGACCUUGUAGACUAGAGCACAAAGCUCGCAGGCAAUUGGUUGGGAGAAGAAGAGGAGGAGCUGAGUAGAUCUAAGUGAGGUUUAAGUCGAGUCAGGAGCUGGGGUACAUAUUAGCUGGUGUUCAUUUGAGGGAAAACUGUUCAGCAGUAGUUUGUUGGAGGCCUUUUGAAUUAAGCAUUAGGGGCUGAGGAGGUGUGGUAUAUGGCCAAUAUACUACGGCUAAGGGCUGUUUUUAUGCGCAACACAGUGCCUGGAUACAGACCUUUUUAGCUGUGGUAUAUUGGCCAUAUCCCACAAACCCCCGAGGUGCCUUAUUGCUAUUAUAAACUAGUUACCAACGUAAUUAGAGCAGUAAAAAUAAAUGUUUUUUCACACCCGUGGUAUACGGUCUAAUAUACCACGGCUGUCAGCCAAUCAGCAUUCAGGGCUCAAACCACUCCGUUUAUAAUAAGUAAGCACUAUGGCUUAGCAGGUGGGGAAUUGGAUACAUGACCAUGAUGUUUCUGCUUUAAAUCCCUAUUGGGUCACAGCUGUAAUAAGGCUGGAGUAGAGAUGUGUUGUUGUUAUCUUGCUGACAGGUGCUUGACUGGAUGAUGAACACAAGAUAUAUUGGGUUUAAACGAUGCCUUGAAUUGUAAAAUGUGCUGCAUGUGUUUGUAAUGAAACAUUUACUUUGUCAUGCAUUAACUUUGUCAGCUAAAGUUAGGAGAAUCUUUAUCACUGAGUUAGUAAGAGACAGAGAAAAUGUCUGACAGGCGAUAGAAUGAGCCCUUUAGCUCAGAUGCUGUCAACAGAACUGGUGCUCCCUGAACUCACUUUGAUCUGUGCACUCUGUCCUUUUAGAGGCAGUCUAAUGGAGAAUGCAAAAGCACUUUUACUCGAAGGGCUCACAACCACUUUAUUUUACUUUUAGAUUUUGAUGGGAUGAAAGAAACGUUGUCAGUUAUGCAUGACCAUUUCCUUUUCUCGCUUCCUUUUCCCCUCUAAGUAUAUUUUUCUGCUUAAAUAAAGCAGUGGUCUCUGAAUGAUAAUGCCUUUCUUGAUGCAUUUUUAUCCAGGAGAAAAUUUGGGGAGUAGCCUAAUGGAAGGUAUUCUGAUACUCGUCUCUUAGUUUCCACCGGUAAAGCAGUGACGGCAUUUCCCCCGAGAUUCCUUUUCGUUCGCUGUGCCUUUUCUCCCCUGCCCUCCUUUGACGUGUGGUAAUGAAGGGUUGUUGUGAAAUUGGUAUUCUUUUCAAAAUGAAGUCCGACCAUCGAGAGAGGCUUUUAGCUUUUCAGCUUUUCAGCUGUGUGUGAUCACAUGAGAGGCUGUGCUGGGUGGUUUUGAUGUGGGGAUGUCAAAGUAUGAGAAGAGAGGCAGAAAGGGGAGGAGAGGGGUGAGAGGUGGGGUGGAUCUCUUCAAGCACCUGACUAGAAUGAAAGCCACGUUGUUCCUCCCUUUUGAGCUGGAGGUAAUUCUGUUUCUGCAGCCAGUCACUGCGCUCUGUCUCCUGCAUCUGACUCACUUAAGCUGGCCUGUGGCCCUUGAGGCAGAACUGAAAACAAUAAGCCAAAGAACUGUAGAAGAAAAGUGGAAGAGAGGGAGGAUAAAGAAAUGAAGCCUCUCUGAGACAGCUGUGUGCAAGGCAUUCACUUCAAUUGAAAUUUCAGCGGCGCAGUUUAUUUUGGCCGGGAAUAUAAAGUAGUAUUUUGAUUUGCUGACACAAAGAUGAUCGUUCCGUACUAUCGGAUGUUGCAGGUAGGCCUAUGCACCUAUAGUAUCUAUAGGGGCUAGAAUAUAGUACCCCACUUAGGCCUAGUGUUCAGAAUGAUAACUACGAUCAAAGAUACUGGGGGAACACUUCAUACACAAACACACCUUUAUGUGUGUGCCAAAGCCAUUUGGGAGAACUAGCUACUUUUGGAUUUUCGCUCAUGAUCAAUACCACCAUCAAUUCAUAGAGCAAUUCUAGAGUCUCUGAGGACCGGGCUAUUGACUGGGUACAGGAUGCAGCUGGCAGCAACAGCAGACCGUGUAAAUGGACUGUGUUAUUGCAACAGACAGGGCAAUAUGGAGAAGAGCGAAGAGCCAUCCUAGCGUCUAAAGCGGAGUGGGGAAGUUGGUUUGAUGUUAAGUGAUUUUACAUUCUUAGAUAUGUAGUGUCCGCAGUUCAAAGGGGUUGCUGAGUUUGACUAUGGUAAUACAGGCCUGAGGUGGGAACAGUUUUUAAAACAUUUUUUUAUUUAGGCUUUAAAAAGGAAAGUAGAGAGCAUGCAUGCAUUGGAGGGAGAGCACAGGGAAACUCCUGAGGGGGAGACCUCCAUCAGCGUGGUUCCCCCGAGGUCCAAGCGGCUGUAGAACCCCCAGAAAGCUGUAGCCAUGUUAGCCUGCCUACAGAGACGGCAGCAGAACCUCUCAUCUCAGCACCUGGUCUGCACCCCCAAGAUCCUGGAUGCUCCCCCACAGCAGCCGCAGCCCAGCACGAGAAAAAGUGAGCUGUCCUCCAUGAAUGGCCCUCGGUAUCCAUCCCCUGCAGAGCUGGAUGCCUUUGCCCAGAAGACGGCCAGCAGCCCCCUGUCCAUCAAGAUCUUCCCAUCCAACAUCAGAGUGCCGCAGCACAAACAGCUGAACAGGACUGUCAACGGCCUGGACACCACAUGCACCCAGCACUACAGUCCCUACUCAGGAGGCUACCAGGGCCUACUGGGUGUUGUAAAGGCCACCGUCUCCGUGGUCAAAGGCGUGCUGAAAAACUCUGAGGGCAAGAGGACGAAACAUUCCCCCGCCCAAACUGCAGCGGCACCAUACAACCCUCUCAGUAACAACAGACACGGGCAGCAGAAGAGCUACCACAUGGGCUCCUGCAAGCCUCCUGACGGGCCCAAAAUGGCUGUUCCCUCUAAUAUCAUUGUUGCUGCCUCUGUCAUCCCCACCCCAGUAGGACAGACUCUGGCCUCUCAGUCGGACCUGGACGUCCAGAGCCUGCUGAGGCAGAUGAACAGACACUCCCACAGCCAGGCCCUGCAGCACGGGGGAGAGGCCCAGCCAAGCCCCUCACGCCAGGCUGUGGCUGCUGUGGCCUGCUCAGACUCUGGCUUUACCUGGGGAGUGGUGCCCCAGAGCAGCCUAGCGUACUCCGGGGCUGUGCUGCCUACCCAGAGCGCAGACAUGGCCCAAGCUGGCUACCUGGAGAGAGUGGACUAUAGCAUGUGGCAGCACCAACAACAACAGCAGCACUACCAACAGGGGGCGCUAAGGAUGUACAACAAUGCUCGAAUGGGCAGCGGGGGAGGGGCCGUGGUCAGCCGCUCUCCAGAGACCUGUCUCCCUUUGGCCUGCUCAGCACAGCUCUCCUAUAGGCACCAUACCCUCAGUGCAGGCACUAACGGGGCAGGAGCAGGGAUUGGGCAGGACCGGGUUAGCUCCUCCCCUCUGAACUGUGCUGCUAUGCAUGGGGAGUUCUCUGUGGGCCAGUACUUCGCCCCUCCCUGGAACAGUGUUCUGGUCACCCCGGACAGUGACUGUUACAACCCUCAGGAGCUGGUGCCUGGUUCCUCAAUGGGCCGGGCCAGAGACAUGGGGCUCUCCCAACCCCACCCUCACCCCAACCACCAGCUCCACCCCCACCACCAUCCUCACCCCCAGGUCUACGCCACAGACCAAAGCUUGGGCAUCUGUUGUGGGCUGCCCAGCACCAGCCUGUGCCACGCUUCUGUGCUGAGCAGCAGCCUGCAGUCUCUGGAGUGCCUGAUCAGUGAUCUCCACCCGCCCUGCAUCAAGGAGAGCAUGCUGGGACGUGGCUACGAGGCGGUGGGGAUGCCAAGGCUACUAGACCACAACCUACAGCACACCCACGUCCAGCUGCCUGUGUUCAGAUAAGACAGGAUGUGUCCACACAGGGCACUCAGACUGAAAUAUUCUGUAAAACAUGAACUCCAUGGAUGCAGGUGUGUAAUUUUGAAGAGACCACCUCAGAAUGAGAAACGUACUGUACCUUUUUAUUUAGCGUGUGUGUUGUAUUGGUACAGGGCUACGUGGUUUGGAAUUGACCAAGUGUUGUAAACCUUAAACGGGUAAUGAUAAUCAUGACUGACCUGCAGGGUCAUCUUAUUUGACGUCUUAAUGUUUUCAUGGCGGAGGAUUUGUCGAUCAAUCAGAGAAUCAGUUCACAUCUGCCACAUUUGUUCCUCAGAAUAAUGUGUUUUGAAGCUUGUUUUUUGUCUCCAUCUGUCCACUGUUUAUUUUUUAAAUCAUUUAAGAAUGUUAUCAUUUGAAGUAAGGUGAAAAGGUGAUGCGCAGGCAAUCCUCCUAAUGCCCUUUACAAAGUGCAAAAAAAAUACAACUGGAAAAUGGUAUAUACUUAGGGCAUACAAUGGCCCAACUCCAGGCCUCCAGACUGUCAGCUUGUUUUUAUUUAACCCUUACCGUUAAUUGACCAAUAAAAGUCACUGAUUAUAAUGCACUGCUGUAAGACAUGGGGAAAUGUGUCAGGGAACCGUUUUUAUUUUCAAAAGAAACUUCAUCUUGAAUAUUUUUGUAUUUUUGUUAGGCACAACCUAUGUUGGCUGCUAAUGGAGGAUAAUAUCUUUAUAUAAUGAUUGACCUUUGCUUUUGUUGUCUUCUCUACAAUUAUGACUGUCUGUUACCACGCUGUUGCUAGGCCCCAUGUCACAGGCAAGAGAUCUGCUAGUCAUCAUGUUAAUGUUUGAUGGAAUGACAGAGUUAUCAUGUUUUACCCAAAACAGCACUGAGACAUUGGGGAUGGGAUGUGUCAUUUGAUUCUCUGAUUUGUUGACAUUUUGCUCUUAGCUUUGGUUGACAUUCAUCAUUUAGGUCAUCAAUAACAAAAAUACUACCUUAAUCAACAGGAGUCCUUCCGAUAGUUUUCCAGAGACAGGAGAAAUGUGUUUUCAAACUGAAGGCAUGACUAUCAAAUUGAAGUAUUCCAAGGUAGAGCAUUGGUUUACAAAUGAGUCGAGUUCACUGGAGAGGUGUCCCUUACUGAUCACUGGAGAACAGGCAUUUUUUACAGUAUAAUUCACUGCUUUUCUGUCAAUGUUUUCUUUCUGAAAAUAAGAUGUUGUUUCAUUGUAGUGGUCUAUCUGAUGCCUGAGAAGUAUGGCUAUAUAAAGAAGCUCUUUAUAUGUCAGCACUGUCAAAUAUGACUUUUUUUUUCAACCAGUCAGUCAGGAUUCUGUUGGAUGACAAUGUACAUAACUGACUCAAUGAUUAUGAAGUGCAAUUACAAUAUUUAACAGGUAUUUAACUCUACAAACAUGUUGAAAUGACUACAUUUACAUGAGUACAUGCAUAACCCGAGACUCCCAUACCCAGUCUCCUAUUCUUAAUUAAGAUUGUCAAAUAAAUAUUUUUUUUCUUCUAA
Messenger RNA from Salvelinus fontinalis (brook trout), 8744 nucleotides. Its product is annotated as protein FAM222A-like. The coding region runs from base 5741 to 7240 and encodes 499 amino acids. The transcript is spliced from 3 exons. The record is from RefSeq and is a predicted model, not a curated record. Lineage: Eukaryota; Metazoa; Chordata; Actinopteri; Salmoniformes; Salmonidae.